AUGCCCCUCCUCGCCCCCCCAGCUUCCGAACCGUGGCUUCCAGAAGACCAGGUCGUGAGAACCCCGGACCAUCUUCUAUACGAGGUCGCGAAGGAUGGUGAUGCCUACUUCUCGGUCUCCUCGCCGUGGGACGACGGUGAGGCCGUGUUAAUACGCGUCUCGAGUGAAGCACUGACUAAGACCACGCAGUUCUUUGCGUCGCAGUUCGGUACGCGCUGGAUGCCAGAAAGUGGUAAGUUCACCACCCAGAACCCGCUCGUCUUCCCUGAGAAAUUUGUCGAUUUUGUGACAUUCCUGCACAUCGCCAGCGAGGACGGCGUCGUUCCAGCAGCGGCAAUCUACAUCCUGAAACCUGUGGCUGUGCUACUUGACAAGUACCUCUUCAAGGGCACCCUCCCCGUUUGGUGUGAACACUUACUCAUGGACUACUUUUCUGGGAUCUUCCCCUUCUACAACGACGCGAUUCUUUGUCGUCAAGUGGCUGACGACACAGGAGAUUUGCCGGUUCCAUCUCUACCAUUCGUCCUUCAAUGCGCAUACUUCCUCAAUCUCCCAGUGGCUUUUGCAAUCGCUUCCCGACGGAUGAUGUGGCAAAUGACGGUCGAUGAGGUUAGAGCAUUUCUCGCAGAUGAAUUCCAUCCGAGACUCCAUGCCGAUUUUGCGGAGUUGCUCCAGUUCGAUUUUGUGGAAUGUUUCCAGCAAGAGGCCGUCAGAUUGCGGAGGGACCUCCUUUCAAAGCUGCCGACGGUGUUCCAACCGGAUCCUCACGGCGAGGAAGCCUGGUGGUGCACCCGCUGCCAAAACGUCCCCCAGACAGAGCGCUGGCACCGCGAGGUGAUCAGCAAAUCCGAGGGGUGGAAUCACGAGCAGGAACGCGGGCUAGAAUAUAGUCUCGAUGCCCUAUUCGAGGAGUACAUCUCCGAUAUGACCCGCCUAGAUACCCUCCAAGAUCUCGCAUCUGAUGGCGAGCCGGCGCUCCCCUGCGGAAGGUUCCGCCCGCGCUACUGUGAUAUCGCAGACCGCGAGAUGCUGUGGGACGUGUACUCCGCGAUUGGGGGACUGUGUUUGCCGUGCGUCAAGGCCGGCGAGUUCAAGUUCUGUUCGUUCUGCCCCAGACACAACCUCGACCUCACCGUGGAGCGGAGUCCAAAUGAAGUCAACUGGGAAAAUGCACGAGAGAAUGGAUGGCGACUUUGA
Cladophialophora psammophila CBS 110553 is the source of this 1197-nucleotide messenger RNA. RefSeq lists its product as uncharacterized. Bases 1 to 1197 code for a protein of 398 amino acids. The transcript has a single exon. The record is from RefSeq and is a predicted model, not a curated record. Lineage: Eukaryota; Fungi; Ascomycota; Eurotiomycetes; Chaetothyriales; Herpotrichiellaceae.